Messenger RNA from Sceloporus undulatus (fence lizard), 2539 nucleotides. RefSeq names its product G protein-coupled receptor 85 (gene GPR85). Gene Ontology annotation, cellular component: plasma membrane. Lineage: Eukaryota; Metazoa; Chordata; Lepidosauria; Squamata; Phrynosomatidae. The record is from RefSeq and is a predicted model, not a curated record. The coding region runs from base 678 to 1790 and encodes 370 amino acids. The transcript is spliced from 2 exons. Gene Ontology annotation, biological process: G protein-coupled receptor signaling pathway. Gene Ontology annotation, molecular function: G protein-coupled receptor activity.
AGAGAGAGAAAGAGAGGGAGAGGGGGAAAGGAGGAGGAGAAGGAGAGAUUCUUCCCUCUCCAGCCCUAGAGAGGCGGGCAUUGCAUGGCAUUGCCUCUUCUCCUUCCCUGCCUGGCUGCCAAGGCCAAGGGGAUGCUCUGAGCCAAGGCUUGCAGCAUCAGCACCAGCAUCAGCAUCAGCCUCUCUUCCCUGGCUCUAAUCUUGCCAGCCAGGGCCAGGAGAGGAGGAUGCUGAGGAGAAGGAGGAUGCUGAAAAGGAUGCUGCUGCUGUUGCUGCUGCGCCUGUGCCGCUGCGACAGGGGAAGGCGACCAGGCUGAGUGGUCCAGGAGGCUGGACUGAGCAUGCGCCGGAGGAGCCCCCCAGACUCCAGAGCCUCAGCAGCCCCAGGUCCCCAGGAAUGACAGCCAGCCAGCCAGGGAUGAAAAGGCCAGCAGAUUGCAAGGAGAAGGUCUGGUGAGGGGGGGCCUCCUGCUCUCCCCCUCCCCCAGCACCAACAGAUAUUUGGAUGGCAUGACAAAUCAGGAGGAGGAAAAGAGGAUGUACUAUAUGACUAGACACCAGAUCAGUUCUGCUUUUGGAAUACAUUCUCAGUAAGAUGUAUGGGUCUAUUUUUUCCUUGUUCAUACAUAUAGAUCAUGAGACUUGACUGAGGCAAUAUUCAUAUCAUCCAUCCAUCUAUGGCGAACUACAGCCAUGCAGCUGACAACAUUUUACAAAAUCUUUCCCCUUUAACUGCAUUUUUGAAAUUGACUUCGCUGGGUUUCAUAAUAGGAGUCAGUGUGGUGGGCAACCUUCUGAUCUCCAUUUUGCUAGUCAAAGACAAAACCUUGCAUAGAGCUCCAUAUUACUUCCUGUUGGAUCUUUGCUGCUCAGACAUCCUCAGAUCUGCAAUUUGUUUCCCAUUUGUUUUUACUUCUGUGAAAAAUGGUUCGUCUUGGACAUAUGGGACUCUCACUUGCAAAGUGAUUGCCUUCUUGGGGGUUCUGUCCUGCUUCCAUACAGCGUUCAUGUUGUUCUGCAUAAGUGUCACCAGAUACUUAGCUAUUGCCCAUCAUCGCUUUUAUACAAAACGGCUGACCUUCUGGACUUGCUUGGCAGUAAUUUGUAUGGUGUGGACCCUAUCCGUAGCUAUGGCUUUCCCUCCGGUGUUGGAUGUGGGCACCUAUUCAUUCAUUAGGGAGGAAGACCAAUGCACCUUUCAGCAUCGUUCCUUCAGAGCCAAUGAUUCUCUGGGAUUUAUGCUGCUUCUUGCUCUUAUCCUUCUAGCCACACAGCUUGUCUACCUCAAGCUGAUUUUUUUUGUUCACGAUCGCAGGAAAAUGAAGCCAGUUCAGUUUGUUGCAGCGGUAAGCCAGAACUGGACGUUUCAUGGUCCCGGAGCCAGUGGCCAAGCCGCUGCAAACUGGCUGGCAGGGUUCGGAAGGGGUCCCACGCCACCAACCUUGUUGGGGAUCAGGCAAAAUGCCAACACCACGGGCCGGAGAAGGCUUCUCGUCUUGGAUGAGUUCAAAAUGGAAAAGCGGAUCAGCAGAAUGUUCUAUAUCAUGACAUUCCUCUUUCUCACCUUGUGGGGUCCCUAUUUGGUUGCCUGCUACUGGAGAGUUUUUGCGAGAGGGCCUGUGGUUCCUGGAGGAUUUCUAACGGCUGCGGUUUGGAUGAGUUUUGCCCAAGCUGGAAUCAAUCCUUUUGUCUGCAUUUUCUCCAACAGGGAGCUGAGGCGCUGUUUCAGCACAACCCUUCUUUACUGCAGAAAAUCCAGGUUACCAAGGGAACCUUACUGUGUUAUAUGAGGAAGCAUCUGUAAAAUCUUUAGCCUUGUGAAAACACUACCCUUCUCUGCUAAGCAAUUGUGGCCUGUUGCCAUGUUUUGAGAAGAAAGGAAAUAUAUAUAUAUACACACAUAUAUAUAUCUCAAAAAGGGAGAUGUCAGCAGUUGUAAGGAUUUGGGCAACAACAACAUUCUGCAAUUUUUUGCAAUAGCUCAUCUCUAAUCCUAUUUUAAAAGCUAAACUUGUUCCUGCUGACCACUCGUGAAGGUUUGUAAUUUAAAAGAAAAAGAAAUAAAGGACUGAACCACUGCCCUAAAAUGCUUUGAUGUGGUUGAAAUCUAGAGAAAUGAUUCAGAGAGUAGCAGGUGCUAAAUAUAUCAGCACUAAAUGCUGUAUAUAUCACUCCAUAAAGCAAGACCAUCACAGAAAGAUUAGCAUUGGACAUCUGAAUCAGUUAAGUUUGACAUGAGGUUAAUGUGUUGAUGAAACUAAUUUUAGACACGGAUGACCUUUAAAUCAUUUCAUACAAUUAUUGUUUUUCAAAGACAAAAAAUUGGUUAAGUCCUGUAACUGAUGAGAGAUGUGCCAUGUAGUGCUGGAUUAUCACCCCAUUCGGUUUGCCUUGUGAGUUCUGGGGAGCAUUCCAAAGCAGUUUUUUUGUUCUGGGUUUACAUUUGGUUUGGUUUAAAUUAAACCUUUAUUUUCCUCUCUGUACAUUUUUUGUUCUUUUCAUCCUCCCCCACUUAUUAUUAUUAUUAUUAUUAUUAUUA